AUGGGACGUCCCCUUUUCGUACAGUCCGCCAAUCAGAAUAGCCAGGUUGGAGAGACGUCAUCGGAGAGUAUGGGGGAAGAAGCCCGUGGUUCUCCAACGGGGUGGCAGUCUACCGGGAAGAACGACAACAAAGGUAGGUGACCCAUGAUUCAUAUUUUAAAGGCACUAGUUAUCAUUCUCCACUGUACGAUUUCGCGUGCGCCAGGACACGAAUGGUGACACUAUGAUUACGUGUAUAUUUCUUAUUUAUAGCCAACAUUGUGUAUGCCUAUUGGUCUACAACCACCUAUUAACAAAAGCACAACGACUGGUUAACACAAAAGACAAGUCAACAGCCUAGGAACCGGUGUUCUUACUCCUUUGUUACUGUAUUUGAUCAUACAAUGUCAGUAGAAGUAAUGCCCUGUCUUUUAUAAUUAAUAGGCCUACAGUAUUUGUUUACAUGUCUGUUUGGGGACAUUAGAUGGCAAUGCUGAAGUACAGUAGUGGUCCUCUGUAGCUCAGCUGGUAGAGCACGGCGCUUGAAACGCCAAGGUAGUGGGUUCGAUCCCCGGGACCACCCAUACACAAAAAUGUAUGCACGCAUGACUGUAAGUCGCUUUGGAUAAAAGCGUCUGCUAAAUGGCUUAUUAUAUUAUUAUGUUUUGGAUUACCCACCAGUAUAAAGGCAACAGUUUUGUUGACAAUAGAGGCUAGGCUACAGUAUUACCAUAUCCUGAGCUGCAGUGUGCAUGUUAGGCAAUUUGUUACAAAUAGCAAAAUGGAAAGAUGCCGGCAUCUACUUUGUGGUAGGCCUACCACGACUGUCACACUUUGUCAAGAAAUGCAACACGUCAUAACCUGUAUCGGAGAAAAUAUGAAGAAAAGACUGCUCUGCUCUUCCUUUGCAUGAAACAUUCGCGGCAAAAAUUACCCCGCGAGAGUUCUUUAUACAUAUUGGAAGGGGGAGGAGAAAUGAAACCAGCUGUUGGUUGUCAUUAGUUACCACAGCCACAAAGACAAAAUUGGCUAUAUCUUAAAAAUGCAUAAAAACUUCAUUUAAGGUUACGUUUAGGCAUAGGGUUAGCAGUGUGGUUCAGGCUAGGGUUAGGUUUAAAAUCCAAUUUUAAGAAGAUCAAUUGUAGAAAGAGGCGGUGUUUAGCCAUGAUUAGGACUGUGGCUGUGGUAACUAGUGAUGACCCAGCGUGUCGAACUCAGAACUGACGGAGAAAGGGAAAACAAUGUGGUUUGCACAUUUUGCAAACGCGUGUCUACAAUAGUCGCCCAUGGAUGGGAUCAUUUGACUUCGCCUAUGUAACACCCAUAUACUUACACAAUAAUUAAACCUAAUAAACUACCCGUUGCGUUUGGCAGUUUCCCUUUUCCGAGUCCUUCAGUCUUAUAAUGAACCCCUAAAGGGGUCGGUUUUAUAUUGUACAACCAUUAGGCCUUUAUGAAGGAUAGCCUAAUAUUACUGAAAUAAGUUAAAGCAGGAUUGAUUUGUCGAAGAACUAUCCUUUGACUAUUGCCACACAACAACAAAAAGUCAAGCAGCCCUUUCUCUUUAGAACAAAAGAUUGAGCGACCUCAUCCAUUGGUCGGUUGUCUACCCCAAUACCCCAUGCUGCCCCCUGAAGCAGAACAGGGUUGGUUUAAUUAUGGGAUAGGCAUGUCAGUUGUUAUGACAACAUAGAGCUUUUGACCUUCCUGUGAAGGAGUGGUCCCCAUCUUCUUUUUGCCUGAUUGGGGGCUGUUAUGGCUUCAGAUAUAAUAAUAAUAAUAAUAUAAUAUGCCAUUUAGCAGACGCUUUUAUCCAAAGCGACUUACAGUCAUGCGUGCAUACAUUUUUUUGUGUAUGGGUAGUCCCGGGGAUCGAACCCACUACCUUGGCGUUACAAGCGCCGUGCUCUACCAGCUGAGCUACAGAGGACCACAUGACAGAUAUACUAUUGUCAAGAAAAACGUGACACUGGUAAUUACAAAUUUGACCCAAGAAAAUAUAGGCUUAAAUACAGAAGGAUUGUCAUUUAGUUGUUGGUGUAUAAUAUUUGAAACCAGUACUUUUAUUCAAAUUAUUACAGAGGUGCAAAUGUUAUAUUUGAAAUAAAUGCUAUGAUUUCCAUGUGAAAUGUCUCUGUUUUGUGUCAUUUUUUAGAUAACAGAAAAAUGGCGACAAAUGUGGACCUGGACCAGACCAAAGAUGCCACUGCAGAGAAAUGCAGCCGUUUCGAACUGCUGGACUGGCUCAAUAAGACCCUGGACAUCAAAUUCACCAGGGUGGAGCAGAUAUGUUCAGGUACUGUCUCACUAGGUCACACAGCUUCAUUGCUAUGCUAUAACAAGAAUCCUAGAGCUGUCUACAAUGCUUUUAUCACAUAUACAAAUGCAGACUCCUGACACUUAGUGGACAGGUACCUUUCUCUCUAAUGACUGAUGAAAAGCACAUGUUUCACUAUAGCAGGGGUCUCCACUCAUUUCUAGCAUGAGAGCUACUUUAAAAAAAUGAAACAUGUUGUGAUCUACACAUUUUUUCCUAGCUUUCAAAUAGGCACAUUCUUCUCUCCCCUGCAAACUCUUCCGGAGGUCCUUAGUGUACAAGAGAAAGUAGUGCACUAUGUUUUCUGCCAUUAUACCUGGUAAAAUAAUUGUUAAUAGACAACUCUAAGGGGGCCCCUAUAAAAUCUAUGAUUUCCCCCCCCAAAUUCUGUUGUAUAUUUUCCCAAAUUCUGUUCUCAGUUAUUUUUCACUCUUAAAAUUACAAUUGUUCAUAGAGAAACAACGAAAUUGGAUGUUCUGAGUCCAUGUCAAUGCUUAACCCAUAAGAGUUUAAUCCCUGUCUAAGCCUGGGGGGGGGGGGGGUACAAACGCAUUGAAGAACAUAUUCACUACAUGGAACAACAGAUAGUCCCCCAAAAAAAUCGAAAGGAAGUUUGUUCUGAAGUGUCUGUCAUAUAUCUGAGAGAUAUAAGAAAAACCAGGAAACAUUUGUAAUUUUUGUACAUGUAUUUACGCCCUUAUUUUUGUCAUUAAACAGUAUCCAUAUACUGUAUAGUUCCAUACAUUUUUCCGACUGGUACCGUGGGACCAGUCUUGUGAGGCCUGUGCUACAGACAUAAGUUGGCAGAUCGGCUGUACCGACUUCAGACGAGUCCCAAGAUGCUUGUUGGAGUCGUAGAGCAAAACGGAGAACACCACCGUGUUCGUGUGAGUCUGUGGGCGUCCUAGAGCAAAACACCUUUACAUAGAGGUGUCAUAAUGUUUUUGUAGGCCAAACCGUUCGGACGCUACAGACGAUUUUGUGAGAAAAACGGUUUUCGGGAUGUCUCAUGGUCUGACAAACACUGCUCUAGCUCUGUCACCUUUCUCCGCAGAUGCGGAAGUGUUACGUAGGCGGAUGCAGUGGAUUAUCUCAAGCUUAAACUGACAGAUUUUAUGGGGAUGUUUUUAUAAUACUAAUUAGAUUUCCGCGGGGUGCGGACAUCAACCUUAGGGGGUUAAAUCACAUCAGAAGACACAUUUUUUUAGGUCUGGAAGAACAUUUUAACACAUUUUGAUUGUUUUGUGUAAUUCCCCUUUAACUGCGCAUCUAGCGAACGAGGAAUGUGCCGUCUAAUGAACGGGUCUAGCGAUGGUUCUGUACUGCUGCUGCUCAUUUCAUGGCAAAGUUUGCAAAUAACCACUACAGUUAACAAAAAUAUAAACGCAACAUGUAGGUUGGUCCCAUGUUUCAUGAGCUGAAAUAAAAGAUCCCCAAAUGUUUCCAUUUGCACCUAAAAAAAUGGUCUCUCAAAUUUUGUGCACAAUUUUAUUUACAUCCCUGUUAGUGAGCAUUUCUCCUUUGCCAAGAUAAUCCAUCCACCUGACAGGUGUGGCAUAUCAAGAAGCUGAUUCAACAGCAUGAUCAUUACACAGGUGCACCUUGUGCUGGGGACAAUAAAAUGCCACUCUAAAAUAUGCAGUUUUGUCACACAACACAGAUGUCUCAAGUUUUAAGGGAGUGUGCAAUUGGAAUGCUCACCGCAGGAAUGUCCACCAGAGCUGUUGCCAGAGAAUUGAAUGUUCAUUUCUCUACAAUAAGCCGCCUCCAACGUUGGUUUAGAGAAUGUGGCCGUAUGUCCAACCGGCUUCACGACCACAGACCACGUGUAUGGUAUCGUGUGGGCAAACGGUUUUCUGAUGUCAACAUUGUGAACAAAGUGCCCCAUGAUGGCGGUGGGGUUAUGGUAUGGGCAGGCAUAAGCUAUGAACACAAUUGCAUUUUAUCGAUGGCUAUUUGAAUGCACAUAGAUACCAUGACGAGAUCCUGGGGCCCAUUGUCGUGCCAUUCAUCCGCCGCCAUCACCUCAUGUUUCAGCAUGAUAAUGCAUGGCCCCAUGUCACAAGGAUCUGUACACAAUUCCUGGAAGCUGAAAAUUUCCCAGUUCUUCCAUGGCCUGCAUACCAACCAGACAUGUCUCCCAUUGAGCAUGUUUGGGAUGCUCUGGAUCGACGUGUAUGACAGCGUAUUCCAGUUCCCGCUAAUAUCCAGCAACUUCAGACAGCCAUUGAAGAGGAGUGGGACAACAUUCCACAAGCCACAAUCAACAGCCUGAUCAAAUCUAUGCGAAGGAGAUGUCGCUCUGCAUGAGUCAAAUAGUAGUCACACCAGAUACUGACUGGUUUUCUGAUCCACACCCCUACUUUUUUUUAAAGGUAUCUGUGACCAACAGAUGCAUAUCUGUAUUCCCAGUCAUGUGAAAUCCAUAGAUUAGGGCCUAAUUUAUUUAUUUCAAUUGACUGAUUUCCUUAUAUGAACUGCAUGUUGCAUUUAUAUUUUUGUUCAGUAUAAUAGAUAGAAAUGAUAUCAAUACUCAUGAUAUACUUCUGCCAGGCAAGCCUACUUUGCAGUUAACAUUUAAUUGAGAAGGUUUUGGGGUAAGUAUUUAUGUCAACCCACAAGACGGUUAUCACAUCAAGUUAUCACGGAGUGAUAAACAAACGCGUGCACCACACCGACAGACAGGGGCAAUAUUGCUGGAAAUUAAUUGGCAGAUAUUGUGUUAGGUUUGUCUUUUUAAGCCAACAGUGGCUAACCAGGGGUGGGAUAAUGUCAAUGUUGUGUUGAUUAGAUAGUAGCUGGGAGCUUGCAGUGUCUGAUACUUGUGAGAUUUGUUUAUGACAGUUUGCGGUGGAACAUGUGAAAAUUGCAUGUACUUUCAGAAUUGUUACUUAUAAGUGAGUGGGCUGCGAGCUACUGGUAGCUUGUGAUUGACCUGUUGGAGACUACAGCCUAUUCUGUCCUGCUCUCCCUCGUUACUAGAGAGCCUUAAACGUCUAUUGUGUGUGUGUGGUGUGCAGGUUCCUGCUACUGCCAGCUGAUGGACUGGAUCUUUCCUGGGUGCAUCAACCUGAGCACAGUGAAGUUCCAGGCCCAGGACAUGCCAGACUUCCUCCACAACUACAAUCUGCUCCAAGCUGGCUUCGACAAGACUGGUGUCACCAAGGUUAGACUACACCCCAUUUUGUCUCUGAAAAUAAAUGACUUACACCCAUAGCUUUUUGUCCAUUACAUUUAAGUCAAUGAUCUUUUUUAUUGUAUGUUAAUAUUUUAUAUAUGAGCAGAGAUUUCUCCUUUUGUUUCUAUGUGGUAUUUGCUUAUUGUUCUAAAUCCCUCCCCUUUAGUUUGUUCCAGUGGAGGAGCUGAUAAACGGAAAGUUCCAGCCCAACUUCGUAUUCCUGAAGUGGUUCAAGAGGUUUUUCCGGGCUAACCUGGCAGGGCAGGUGUAUAACCCUGUAGAGGCUCGCCAGGGCCAGGACAUCCAGCCUGCCAGAUCCCGCUUCCGCUCCCCUCAGAGACUUGACCUCAAAGGCCGCAAUUCUGCCAGGCGCAGCUCCAGUCAAUCAGGUGUUCAUUAUUUUACUUAUCAUGGGUUGAAAUAUUAUUUGUGCUGUUUAUGACCUUAUAUUCAAGAUAGAUUAUUGUUGAUCUUUUUGUGUUAAUCAAUUUGUGCUUUCCUAUUUUUCGCGACAGGGGGGUUGGAAACCGACACAGAUGAAGAAGCUUUAGGGAAGUAUCAAAGGAAACGUAUUAUUUAUGAGGAUAUAUGGAGGGAGACUUACUCCUGGGUGGGGCCCAGCACUCUGGGAGAGAUCUAUGCCUACUGCAGUCUGUGCGACCUGAACCUCAACAUCUAUCACUCAGGCCUGUUGGACCUGAAGCGUCACUCACAGUCCAAGAAGCACCGCAAGCUUUCCCUGGCUGCCAGUGAUGGCACCCUAACGCCAGAGUCAGGAAAAAGCAGACAGGGCAGCUGCAGCGACCCUCCGCCCUGUAGUGAGUUGGUCAUGCGCUUCAUUCAAGCCAACUGUGUCUCUGGUCCCUCCGCGGCUGGGGACCAAGUGUCUAACAGAUACGGCCAGUAUGUCCUGGGACUACAGUACCCAGAGGACAUAGUGUCUGCCUGCCAAAAGACUCCUUACUGCAUAUACAUGUACGGAGGAGUGGUGCUAGGGCAGGCUGACAUGGCUUCUGUAGUUCUAGUGGGGUAUUUUGAUGUGAAGGCAGCCAGGCACUGCAUCAGGCUGUUGGAUGUUCUGCAGCCUCCAGGUGAUGACAAUGCUGGAGACAAAACAGCUGCAGCUCUGGUGGAGACCAUGGAGAGGUUUGGGCUUCCUGCAGCUAACCUCGCUGCUCUCUACUCAGAUGGUAAUGGUUCUGCCUCGGAGCCAAUUUUCUCACAGCUCAGGGAACUCAACCCCAAUGUGGUGGUGCUAGGUGGGCUGUAUGGAGUGGCUGAUGCAGCCUGCCAUGCUGGAGUGGCGGAGCUCUCCACUCAGGCCCAGGAGCUAAUUGUCGAUAUCUACUCCCACUACUCCUCCUGCUCCACCAAGGAUGACAACCUGAAGGAACUGUUUUCCCGCAUUAGCAGUGGCCUCACCCUUCCCCUCACCACCUGCUGCCUUAACUUCUGCAUGUUAGUCAGGAAGGUUUUGGGAAAGUGGACCGAUCUCAUCUCCCACUUCAGCUCCUGUAACAAAAAGGAUGACAUAGAUAACAAGGCCAAGCUGAUCUGCACACAGCUGCAGGAUCCCAAACUCAGGGCUAUCUUCAUGUUUCUGGACCAGGCCCUAGAGCCCCUCCGUGUCUUCCAGGAGCGACUGCAUCACCAUGAGGGCUCAGCCCGGGCCGACUUGGUGCAGAUCCUACAGGACGCCAGCGGCCUCCUGCGCUCCUAUGCCUCCAGUUUCCUCCGUCCUCAAGCCGUUGUGCGCUUCCUCAAGGAACGUGACACCUUUCUCCUCAAGACCACAACGUUCCACCUGCCAGGGGCGGAGCUGAAUGUGGGCGGGGCUGCAGUGGAGGACUUCCUGUGUGAGUCAUCAGAGAAAGGAAGUGAAGCCCUGCAGUUGUUACAGGAACAGGCUCUGUCGUUCUACACAGCGCUCACAGCCAGCGUGGCGGAGGGGCUGCCUCUGAGUGACGGCGUGUUGAGGAGCAUGGCCCAGCUACUGAGCCCUCAGGGCAGGCUGAAGGUCACGGGGAAGGCUGUGGGAGAUCUGGGGGCCAAACUGGGGCUCUGCAGCUCACCUGAGGAGAUCAGCCAGCUAAACAAGGAGUUCCUGGAAUAUCAGCUGGGAGAGGAGGACGAGGGAGAAAACGGAUGUGAUGGAGGGGUCCAGAAUGGCUCGGCAGCACCCUCACUGGAGCAACAUUGGAGCACUGUGCUGAAGGCUUCUGGGUCGACCACCAUCUUCAGGAAACUUGUUUUGACCCUCUUAGCCAUGCCCUGCCCCCCACUUGAAGCUCAGAAGGUCUUCACACAGGUAUGUGUAGACAAAAAGCGUCACACACUUGUAUGUCACUGCAUGCCUGCAUGGAAGUUAUUGCAUUGGUACAGUCCCAUUUAUGUACAGUACCAGUCAAAAGUUUGGACACACCUACUCAUUCAAGGGUUUUUCUUUGUGACGACAUAAACUAUGAAAUCAUGGAGUAACCAAAAAAGUGAUAAACAAAUCAAAAUAUAUUUUAUAUUUGAGAUUCUUCAAAGUAGCCACCCUUUGCCUUGAUGACAGCUUUGCACACUUUUGGCAUUCUCUCAACCAGCUUCAUGAGGUAGUCACCUGGAAUACAUUUCAAUUAACAGGUGUGCCUUCUUUAAAGUUAAUUUGUGGAAUUUAUUUCCUUCUUAAUGCGUUUGAGCCAAUCAGUUGUGUUGUGACAAGGUGUGUGGGGGGGAGGGGGGAUAGCCCUAUUUGGUAAAAGACCAAGUCCAUAUUAUGGCAAGAACAACUCAAAUAAGCAAAGAGAAACGACAGUCCAUAAUUACUUUAAGACACGAAGGUCAGUCAAUACUGAACAUUUCAGGAACUUUGAAAGUUUCUUCAAGUGCAGUCACAAAAACCAUAUUGCGCUAUGAUGAAACUGGAUCUCAUGAGGACCACCACAGGAAUGGAAGACUCAGAGUUACCUCUGCUGCAGAGGAUAAGUUCAUUAGAGUUACCAGCCUCAGAAAUUGCAGCACAAAUAAAUGCUUCACAGAGUUCAAGUAACAGACACAUCUCAACAUCAACUGUUCAGAGGGGACUGUGUGAAUCAGGCAUUAAUGGUCGAAUUGCUGCAAAGAAACCACUACUAAAGGACACCAAUAAGAAGAAGAGACCUGCUUGGGCCAAGAAACACGAUCAAUGGACAUUAGACCGGUGGAAAUUUGUCCUUUGGUCUGGAGUCCAAAUGUAAGAUUUUUGGUUGAAACCGCUGUGUCUUUGUGAGACGCGGUGUGGGUGAACGGAUGAUCUCUGCAUGUGUAGUUCCCACCGUAAAGCAUGGAGGAGGAGGAGGUGUUAUGGUGCUUUGCUGGUGACACUGUCAGUGAUUUAUUUAGAAUUCAAGGCACACUUAACCAGCAUGGCUACCACAGCAUUCUGCAGUGAUACGCCAUCCCAUCUGGUUUGGGCUUAGUGGGACUAUAAUUUGUUUUUCAACAGGACAACGACCCAACAGACCUCCAGGCUGUGUAAGGGCUACUUUACCAAGAAGGAGAGUGAUGGAGUGCUGCAUCAGAUGACCUGGCCUCCACAAUCACCCGACCUCAACCCAAUUGAGAUGGUUUGGGAUGAGUCGGACGGCAGAGUGAAGGAAAAGCAGCCAACAAGUGCUCAGCAUAUGUGGGAACUCCUUCAAGACUUUUGGAAAAGCAUUCCAGGUGAAACUGGUUGAGAGAAUGCCAAGAGUGUGCAAAGCUGUCAUCAAGGCAAAGGGUGGCUACUUUGAAGAAUCUCAAAUAUAAAAUAUAUUUUGAUUUGGUUACUACAUGAUUCCAUAUGUGUUAUUUCAUAGUUUUGAUGUCUUCACUAUUAUUCUAUAAUGUAGAAAAUAGUAAAAAUAAAGAAAAACCCUUGAAUGAGUAGGUGUGUCCAAACUUUUGACAUUUUGUUACGUUACAGCCUUAAUGUAAAAUUGAUUAAAUAAAAACAUUUCCUCUACAAUCUACACACAAUACCCCAUAAUGACAAAGCUAAAACAGGUUUUUAGAAUUUUUUUGAAAUGUAUUCAAACAAAAAAAGAGAAAUACCUUAUUUACAUAAGUAGACUCAAAAUUGAGCUCAGGUGCAUCCUGUUUCCAUUGAUCAUCCUUUAGAUGUUUCUACGACUUUGAUUGGAGUCCACCUGUGGUAAAUUCAAUUGAUUGGACAGGAUUUGGAAAGGCACACACCUGUCUAUAUAAGGUCCCACAGUUGACAGUGCAUGUCAGAGCAAAAACCAAGCCAUGAGGACGAAGGAAUUGUCCGUAGAGCUCCGAGACAGGAUUGUGUCGAGGCACAGAUCUGUGGAAGGGUACCAAAACAUUUCUUUAGCAUUGAAGGUCCCCAAGAACACAGUGGCCUCCAUCAUUCUGAAAUGGAAGAAGUUUGGAACCAUGAAGACACUUGCUAGAGCUGGCCGCCUGGCCAAACUGAGCAAUCGGGGGAGAAGGGCCUUGGUCAAGUUCCUCUGUGGAGAUGGGAGAACCUUCCACAAGGACAACCAUCUCUGCAGCACUCCACCAUCUCUGCAGCACUCCACCAAUCAGGCCUUUAUGGUAGAGUGGCCAGACGGAAGCCACUCCUCAGUAAAAGGCACAUGACAACCCACUUGGAGUUUGCUAAAAGGCACCUAAAGACUCUCAGACCAUGAGAAACAAGAUUCUCUGUUAUGAUGAAACCAAGAUUGAACUCUUUGGCCUGAAUGCCAAGCGUCACGUCUGGAGGAAACCUGGCACCAUCCCUAAGAUGAAGCAUUGUUGUGGCAGCAUCAUGCUGUGGGGAUGUUUUUCAGCGGCAGGGAUACUAGUCUAGUCAGGAUCAAGGCAAAGAUGAACGGAGCAAAGCACAGAGAGAUCCUUGAUAAAAACCUGCUCCAGAGCGCUCAGGACCUCAGACUGGGGUGAAGGUACACCUUCCAACAGGACAACAACCCUAAGCACACAGCCAAGACAACGCAGGAGUGGCUUCGGGACAAAUCUCUGAAUGCCCUUGAGUGGUCCAGCCAGAGCCCGGACUUGAACCCGAUCGAACAUCUCUGGAGAGACCUGAAAAUAGCUGUGCAGCAACGCUCCCCAUCCAACCUGACAGAGCUUGAGAGGAUCUGCAGAGAAGAAUGGGAGAAACUCCCCAAAUACAGGUGUGCCAAGCUUGUAGCGUCAUACCCAAGAAGACUCGAGGCUGUAAUCGCUGCCAAAGGUGCUUCAACAAAGUACUGAGUAAAGGGUCUGAAUACUUAUGUAAAUGUUAUAUUUCCGUUCUUCAAACCUGUUUUUGCUUUGUCGUUAUGGGGUAUUGUGUGUAGAUUGAUGAGGGGAGAAAAAACAAUUUCCUCAAUUUUAGAAUAAGGCUGAAACCUAACAAAAUGUGGAAAAAGUCAAGGGGUCUGAAUACUUGUUUCUGCAUCUAUAUUAUUUGUGUCUGUCUGUGUUCUCAGGCUGUGGAGAAUGGGGACGCUGCCCAGUUCACUGACAGUGUGGCAGAGAGUGAGCUGGACUCCAUUCAGGAAGUAGACCUUACCAAUGAACUGACCAAUGACAGCACUCUCUCAGACAACAACAGUGUCAACAGGGUUGGCAGGAAGAAGAAAGGUCAUGGUCAUUCUAGAAAGAUUCCAUCAGGUAAGUUAUUUAAUUAGGGGACUGGGAUAGGAAUAUAAUAGAAAGUGUUAAUAUAAUGAUAAUAAUUAAGUGUAUUAGUAAUGUAUUGAGUAGCGCCCACAAGAGCACUCAAAUGCUUUUUUUAGGGUACAGCUCCAUUUUGGGUUAGCAUUAGUUUGUGUGUGUACCGGUAAGCAGUUUAUCAGGUGGAUUAGCACAUGAAAGGGUUAGCUUUAAUGGGUUGAGUUGCUCAGGAUGGAGGCAGCUUUCCAAUGUUGGGGUAUGUUAGUGUAGCAUGAGCAUGCUUCAGGUUUGCAUUUCUGGAUAGUCUUAUAGAAGGUUUGUUGUGUAAGUUUAACAGACAGACUAGACAGAUGUAUAUUUCUAGUGGGAAAUCAUUAUUGUUAUUUACAUGUAUUGUUAUUUAAAGGUGAUGGUAUUAUUAGAGAGGGGUAUCUAUCAACAUGCCAUACCAUUGGUUGAGUUAGCUGUAAUUGUAUGCUUCUCAUUUUAAUUUGAAAACGUGUGCAUGCAAAUACCCUGACAUGGGCACUGUCACACAUUAGAAACCAUUUGUCAUCAUCUCUGCAUGUGUGUGGUGCCAUUAGCAUUGUCUGGUAUGCACAAGCCUUGAGAGCAAAAGUGCAUUUUGACAUGACACCCUACACAGCACCAAAAUGGCUACAAAUCAAAUGGCUACAAAUCGAAUCAUAUAAUAUUGUAGUCGUGAUGGCGCAUUACAGUAGUAUAUGGGUUGUAAUCUUACACUGUCCAUUGAUUCUCUCAGUGUUUCACAUACUUCUAUCACAGGAUCCCUGUUAAUAAUGGAAGCAUCAAUGUGUUGUUUUCCAGAGGUGAAUUACCUUAAUGGGACAGUGAAGCCAUGCACAGUGCGCCUGCAGAAGAUAAUCAGUAAGAAAAGAUAUUGACAGUUACUGAAGAUUAUCAUUGUUAAUCAUCAAUAUCACUUAAAGGGGCAAUCAGCAGUUGCUACAUCCAUAUUUGGACUUAUAAAUGAAUGAUAUGUACCCAUUGAUUCUUGAAGAAUAUAACUUAUAAAUGCCUCAUGAGCUUAGUUCAACUGUCGUACCGCAUCAGAACCCAAAAUAUAAGCUUGUUUUACUCCAAUGUUUGUAAACAAAGUAAAUGUAAACAAACACUGUAAAGCCUCAAAACAUGGUUAAAACUAUCAUUUUGAUAUCAUGUCCUUGAAUUCAUAGACCUGUCUAUGAAUUUUAGAGUGGUUACAUUUCUCCAGCCCCAUCCCUCAGAUUUCUACCGAAACAGUGGCAGGGACAUCACUUCGUUAUUGUUUCAACUGCUGAUUGGCCCCUUAAAAGCCCAGUGCAGUUAAUGUGACUUUCCUGUGUUUUCUAUGUAUUUCCACACUAUGAGGUUGGAAUAAUACUAUGAAAUUGUGAAAAUGAUAAUAAUGCCCUUUAGUGUAAGAGCUGUUUGAAAAGACUGCCUGAAAUUUCAGCCUGUUUUGGUUGGAUGGAGUUUUGGUCUGCCUGGUGAUUGAGAAAUUGCUAAGAAGCUAUUUUUGUUUCUUUUUGACCAUUUGAAUUGAAAACAAUCACAGUAAGGUACUUAAGAAAUGAUUUGUUAUUGAGAUAAAAAUGGCUGCAUUGGACCUUUAUACUCCAUUUAAGUGAUGUACAGGUGACACAUUACCAGAGACGGUUACCAGCCUACAAUCCGCCUACUGCUCUUCCAUUUCAAUUCAGUCAAUGCAGGAAGUAACCUGAAAUUCAGAUUUUCCUCAAUGCUUUUCAAUCAAACCCUGUCUCUUUAGUUGUCUGUGCACUGUCUUUUCACCUUUGGACAAUUUCAGGCAAAACGAAUGUAUUUUCUGCUUUAAAACAUUGAUUUGGUUUGAUAACAUUUGUGUCUGUAGAUGGACCAAAGAAUGAGGACAAUACUGUGUUCGUUGAGGACGAGGUCAUUUGGACAAAUACUAUGGAGGUAAUGUUUUGUAUUCUUUUGUUGUUGUUUUUUUUGUACAAUAUUUCAUGUCUGGCAGGAUUGGGGGAACCAAUUAGACAAAUAUGGUAACUUAAGAUUUAACUAAGAGUUAUUGUUUUCUUGGGACUCAUAAUCAACUACGCAUAACAGAGCUUCCCUGUAGAAGACGGACAUAUACAGUGGGGAGAACAAGUAUUUGAUACACUGCCGAUUUUGCAGGUUUUCCUACUUACAAAGCAUGUAGAGGUCUGUCAUUUUUAUCAUAGGUACACUUCAACUGUGCGAGACGGAAUCUAAAACAAAAAUCCAGAAAAUCACAUUGUAUGAUUUUUAAGUAAUUAAUUUGCAUUUUAUUGCAUGACAUAAGUAUUUGAUCACCUACCAACCAGUAAGUAUUCCGGCUCUCACAGACCUGUUAGUUUUUCUUUAAGAAGCCCUCCUGUUCUCCACUCAUGACCUGUAUAAACUGCACCUGUUUGAACUCAUUACCUGUAUAAAAGACACCUGUCCACACACUCAAUCAAACAGACUCCAACCUCUCCACAAUGGCCAAGACCAGAGAGCUGUGUAAGGCCAUCAGGGAUAAAAUUGUAGACCUGCACAAGGCUGGGAUGGGCUACAGGACAAUAGGCAAGCAGCUUGGUGAGAAGGCAACAACUGUUGGCGCAAUUAUUAGAAAAUGGAAGAAGUUCAAGAUGACGGUCAAUCACCCUCGGUCUGGGGCUCCAUGCAAGAUCUCACCUCGUGGGGCAUCAAUGAUCAUGAGGAAGGUGAGGGAUCAGCCCAGAACUACGCGGCAGGACCUGUUCAAUGACCUGAAGAGUGCUGGAACCACAGUCUCAAAGAACCAUUAGUAACACACUAUGCCGUCAUGGAUUAAAAUCCUGCAGCGCACGCAAGGUCCCCCUGCUCAAUCCAGCGCAUGUCCAGACCCGUCUGAAGUUUGCCAAUGACCAUCUGGAUGAUCCAGAGGAGGAAUGGGAGAAGGUCAUGUGGUCUGAUAAGACAAAAAUAGAGCUUUUUGGUCUAAACUCCACUCGCCGUGUUUGGAGGAAGAAGAAGGAUGAGUACAACCCCAAGAACACCAUCCCAACCGUGAAGCAUGGAGGUGGAAACAUCAUUCUUUGGGGAUGCUUUUCUGCAAAGGGGACAGGACGACUGCACCGUAUUGAGGGGAGGAUGGAUGGGGCCAUGUAUCGCGAGAUCUUGGCCAACAACCUCCUUCCCUCUGUAAGAGCAUUGAAGAUGGGUCGUGGCUGGGUCUUCCAGCAUGAUAACGACCCGAAACACACAGCCAGGGCAACUAAGGAGUGGCUCCGUAAGAAGCAUCUCAAGGUCCUGGAGUGGCCUAGCCAGUCUCCAGACCUGAACCCAAUAGAAAAUCUUUGGAGGGAGCUGAAAGUCCGUAUUGCCCAGCGACAGCCCCGAAACCUGAAGGAUCUGGAGAAGGUCUGUAUGGAGGAGUGGGCCAAAAUCCCUGCUGCAGUGUGUGCAAACCUGGUCAAGACCUACAGGAAACGUAUGAUCUCUGUAAUUGCAAACAAAGGUUUCUGUACCAAAUAUUAAGUUCUGCUUUUCUGAUGUAUCAAAUACUUAUGUCAUGCAAUAAAAUGCAAAUUAAUUACUUAAAAAUCAUACAAUGUGAUUUUCUGGAUUUUUGUUUUAGAUUCUGUCUCUCACAGUUGAAGUGUACCUAUGAUAAAAACUACUGACCUCUACAUGCUUUGUAAGUAGGAAAACCUGCAAAAUCGGCAGUGUAUCAAAUACUUGUUCUCCCCACUGUAUGUUGUAGCCUAUGUUUGUUUUUAACAUGUUCUUACCUUGCUGUAGUGGGGGUGUGACACAUGAAACCCCAAAUAAACUGCAUGUGACAACACCUGACAAUGGAAACAAUAUCAUUCUUUCAACUCAAACAAACCAAAGCGUGCAUGGAUCUUUUGUGUGCAUGGAUCAUGGAUGUAUCCAAAUCUUGACAUUAUGGUAAACUUAUCUUUACAGGCCUUGUUAAAUAGAGGUCAGCAGUAUGCUUAACUCUGCUGUUGCUUGUCCAAUCAACCAUUCUCUAAGAUUUUACAUUCUUUGAAUUCAAAAGCCUUAAACUAUGCCUAGAAUAAGUGCAUGCCAGCUUUUCACCCUUGUCUAACUAACCUUAUCAGUAAAUCUUUCUAUUUUUUCUCUCAUGUGGGUAUGCUUUAUGGUUCGUAGUAGUGGGCUAGUGGCAAUUAUUGGAUGUGAGAAGGUGUGUGUGAGUGCUUGAAUGCGUAAAUGAGUGCGGGUUUGUGUGUGUGUGUGAGCUUGUGCAUGUGUGCACAUGUACAGUGUAUAUGUGUAAUGCGUGUGUGUGCAUGUGUAUUGUCCCUCAGGGCACCAUUAGGGGCAUUUAUGGCUGGGAGAGCAGCUUACGCCAGAAGCCACAGGCGAGAACUGUAUUUCAGGCUGGUGCCGGCGCCUGGGCCAAGCCACAGGUUCUUGACAACGACAGCAAAAAGGACCAGGAGUCCGAGGCUGCGUCGGUAGGUACUCUCAGAGCUCCUACCUGUGAUGGCUGGUGAGCGGAGAUACCUGAGGACAGGCUCAUUGUAAUGGCUACAGUAUCAAACACAUGGAUUCAUUCCAUUCCAGCCAUUACAAUGAGCCCAUCCUCCUAUAUCUUCACCCACCAGCCUGUAGGAGAGUCCCUCUAACCUCUGGUAAUUGGGACAGUGAAAGGUGCAGUACUGUCAAAACAAGAAAACGUAUAUUUCCUUAGAAAGGUGUGCGUGGCUGUCAUUGGCACAUCAUUAUUUCUGUGCAUGGCUCUUGUGAUUCGACUUCUAACAUUCUGAUUUCCCUUCUAACACUUUUUAUGGACUUGGUGGUCUCCCAUUUCCUCACCUCUAUCAUUCUCACUACUCUGAAAUUGUGCACCAUGGUCUGCUGGAUUGGGUCGCUUAAAGAAAUGCUGACAACCUGACAAACCAAGCAAAGUACCAGAGUAGCGUAUUACAUGUAAAAAAGGAUAUAUCCAAUUGUAGUCACCCAUAAGACAACCUUUCAAGUGUCUUUGUUUACAUUUUCAGGUUCAUCAGAAAUCCGUGAAUGUGUUCGUCACUGUCUUCAAACAUGGCAUUGUCAACUAUUUUAUCUGUGUAUUCAAGCAUAAAUAUUAUUGAUUUUCAGCCCCUGAAGAAUGAGAAUCAAACAUCAACAUCCAAUGUGUCUACACCGAGUCCCAGGGCAGCAAAGAAGGCCGUUGAUUACCAGGUUCCUACUUUCACGACAAUUAGUAUCACAAAUAUUUGCUAUGCAUGCCAACAUGCUUCCUUAUCAUGUAAACCCAUGUGAAUAACCCUCCAUCUCCCUGGGUCUCACCCUGUAGGAUGGGAAGGGUUUCCCCAUUGGAGAGCUGGUGUGGGGAAAGGUGAAGGGCUUCUCCUGGUGGCCUGGACUGGUAGUGCUCUGGAAGUCCAACAAGACACCGCCUGUAUCCAUGCGCCGGGUAGAGUGGUUCGGAGACAGCAUGUUUUCCGAGGUGAGGACUUGGCUUGACUCGUUGUAAAUAACAAGAUUGAUCUGCAGAAUAGAUUGAUGUUUGAUCUGAAUCCUUCCUUUGUUUUGUGUUUCAGAUCUAUACAGAGAGGCUUCUGCAUUUUGCAGCUUUCGCAAAGUGCUUCUGCAAGAAUUCCUAUGCCAGCUUGCCCACCUACAAAGAUGCCAUCUACCAGGUCCUUGAGGUAGGACUGGAAUUAUUUUAUCACUGUAUAACAUUCUAUUGUAAAGCUCCGUACAUCACUGUUUGUUACCUUAACAUAUAUAUAUCACAAUAUUCCAUACUGUAUAAUACCACAAAGCACCACAUCACUCAUUCACCACUCAUAUUUCAUGUCUAUGCAGUUGGCUGGUGAACGCUGUGGGAAGUCCUUUCUUGCAGCGGGGAAUAAGCAAGAGGAGCUUAAGUUGAUGCUGGACUGGGCCCACAGUGGAUUCCAGCCCACUGGACCAGAUGGGUUCAACCCCCCACCUCCUGCAGGUAUGUGUGGUUUAGGGUGAAGUUGCUCCUAGAUGCUGAUCUCCUCACAAAUGGUUAAAGUUAGGAUUGGGGGAGGGGAAGCUGAUCCAAGAUCUGUUAGGGGGAGGGGAAGCUGAUCCAAGAUCUGUUAGGGGGAGGGGAAGCUGAUCCAAGAUCUGUACCUAGGUGAAACUUCACCCCGUAGCGCUUUGUGUUGCUUCCAUUAUAUUUCCACAACAGGGUAACACUUAUUCCUGUGUAGUAACACUGUAAUUACACUUGUAUUAGCAGGUAAUCUCAGUUUCCUUUUGUUUUGUUUCAUUCCCAAAUAUGCCAAAGUUUCGAAGGCAGAAUCUUCAGACUCGCCUCUGUCAGACUACCAGCCCCCAGCUAAGAGGAAGUAUGUGAACAAGAACAGACCAUCCUAUGGGAAUCAGGGCUACAGCAGAGGUAAGUCCUAUACCCACCGCAAUCCAUAUUAAUUCAUAAGAGGGCAGUUAUUUUAGUUACUCUGUCACUAAAUAAUUAUAGUUACAUCAUUUCAAUUCCUUUUUUGUUGUUCACAGAGGCAAUGGUACAAGAGGUUAUGAAAGGCAAGAAAAUUGAAGGUAUUUCGAUUUCUUUCCACUAUAAUUGUGCUUUCUUGAUCUGUAUUUCUCUGCACUGAUGGCAUAUAAUGGAAUCAGUAAUUUUACUAAUGUAUACAAUUAAUUAUUGUAUCACCACAGAAUUCUGUUUAUCAUGUGGAAGCCCCCACAUCCACACCUUCCACCCACUGUUUGAAGGGAGUCUCUGCCAGAAGUGUAAGGUAAACUAACUACAUCUUCUCAUUCAUUUAAUGACUGUUCAGUUAAUUUAUGUAAAUGUAUUCACAUAGACAUGUUAAAUCAUGUCUGCUUAUCAUUUGAAAGAUUGUUGACAUUAAUUACCCUCGUCCCCAUGGUAAAGCUGUCCCUUGUAACCUUUACAGGAGAACUUUAUUGAGACUUUGUACAGAUACGAUGAAGAUGGCUACCAGUCCUACUGCACGGUUUGUUGUGCUGGCCAAGAGGUCAUUCUGUGUGGCAAUGCCAGCUGCUGCAGGUAAGCACUGCUCAAGAGUAAACUUUCCCCUCUCUCUUCUUUCAUUCCCAUUUCCUCUUUUACAUGCAUAUCCUCUCUGUCGUUCUCUCGCUCUUCCUCUCUCAGGUGUUUCUGUAAGGACUGCCUGAACAUUUUGGUUGGCGAUGGAACCUUUAACAAGCUGAAGGAUGUGGACCCAUGGAGAUGCUUCAUGUGCUUACCAUCCCAGUGCAACGGAUCACUCAAGCUGCGGCCUGACUGGAACAUGCGUGUUCAAGAGUUCUUCGUCAACAACAGUGCCCUCGAAUUUGUACCCCACAGGUUGUAUCCCUCCAUCCCUGCGCAUCAACGCAGACCCAUCCGGGUAUUGUCUCUCUUUGAUGGGAUUGCCACAGGUUUGUACAUUCUCAACAUGGGCUUUCAUUCUUCUUGGGGAGAUUGUUACUGAUGAGGGAUUGUGAUGUGUUUUAUGAGGAUGUAUGCAAUGGCAGGUAUUUAUUCUCUUAUCUGACAGGUUACUGUGUGCAGAAAGGUCAGGGUUUGGUCCUUGCUGUGUCUUUUUGGUGUGGUUAAUAGUGAUGCGUGGCUGUGUAUGACCAUUGUGCUCUUGCAGGGUACCUGGUGCUCAAAGACCUGGGCUUCAUCAUUAAACGCUACAUUGCCUCUGAGAUCUGUGGGGACUCGAUCGCUGUGGGUAUGAUCAAACACCAGGGCCAGAUAGAGCAUAUCAACGACGUACGCACCAUCACCAGGAAACAUGUGAGUUCAGCAUACACACACACAUUCAUGUUAGAACACAUUACAAUACACAUACACACUCCUAUGGUCAUUCUCUACAAAAAGGUGCUAUCUAGAACCUAAAAGGGUUCUCCAGCUGUCCCCAUAGGAGAACCCUUUGAAGAACCCUUUUUGGUUCCAGAUAGAACCAGUUUGGUUCCAGGUAGAACCCUAUUGGGUUCCAUGUAGAACCCUUUCCUUUUGGAACCCUUUUUUCUAAGAGUGUAACCUGUGUGUGUCUGUGUGUUUGCUUUAGCUGGCUGAAUGGGGUCCCUUUGACCUCCUGAUUGGAGGAAGCCCCUGCAAUGACCUGUCCUGCGUCAACCCUGCUCGGAAGGGCUUAUUUGGUAAGGAACCUCUACUUCUACUAGACAAUGUAGAGAGCAAAUGUCUGAAGAACCUUAUCCAGUCUGUUUUCACAUCGUUUUAUCAGCAGUUAACAGAGUAGCCUACUGUUACAUGUACAUGCUUACCUUUCCAUUGACCUAGUAAAUGUGUUUGUUUGGGUUUUAAUGGUCGUCUCUGUUUCCAGAGGGUACAGGCAGGCUGUUCUUUGAAUAUUACAGGAUGCUGACCAUGAUGAGGCCAAGGGAAGAUGAUGAUCGUCCAUUCUUCUGGCUCUUUGAAAAUGUGGUGGCCAUGAGUGGUCAUGACAAGGCCGACAUCUGUCGCUUCCUUGAGGUAAAGAUACUAGCUAUUUAAAGAAAGAAAGAAAAAGAAGCCGAAAUGUCAUGGUCAAUGAGGCCUGUCUCGCUCUCCUUCUUUCACUCUCUCCCUCUUUCUCACUCUCUCUGGUCAAUACAUUUGGCUGUAUGUUUGCGUAUUCAUUUCAUAAUUACUAAUAAUCUCAUAUUUUUCCAGUGCAAUCCCAUCCUGAUCGAUGCAGUAAAAGUGAGCCCAGCUCACAGAGCUCGCUACUUCUGGGGGAACCUCCCAGGCAUGAACAGGUAAACAUAUAUACAACUAACACAUAGACACAUCCCCAUACACCUACACACUCCUACUGAUAAACACUAACACAUGCACUCUCAAUAUCUUGUUGUUUUUCUUAUGUUCAACUCAUCUAUAUGAAGUGAAAUGACUUUAUGAUGGUCUCGCAGAGAGUUCACUCGUCUGUAUGUGUUUCUCUCCUUAGACCUCUAGCUACCUCUCUGGAUGACAAGGUGAACCUGCAGGAUUGUCUGGAGCUUGGACGCACGGCCAAGGUAACACUAAUAAGGUCUUGCUUCUAGAUUGUUUUAUAAUUUAGUUGAGCCAUAAAUACUUCACUGGCAAGAGGUUGAAGUUAAAAGUUUGAAGUUCAGGUUACUUCUAAUGUAUAUUUUCAAAUGUAUGAAUGAGUUUCUAGCAUCAGAUGUGAUGUCCAUAUUUGAAAUAUGGUUAAAGCUGUGAUUGUUAUCCGUCUGUUCUUUCCCUUAUAGUAUAACAAAGUUCGUACCAUCACCACCAAGUCCAACUCCAUCAGACAGGGGAAGAUGGGACCCCUACCUGUCGACUUUAAUGGCAAGGAGGACUACCUUUGGUGCACAGAGAUGGAGAAGUAAGCCUUUAUUAUUGAGAGUAAAAGGGUAGGGGUGGACAGCAUAGAAUAUAGAAGUGAUUAUAGUGUAAUUACAUUGUUUUAAUGUGUUAUAGUUACCAUUAUUCUUAUACCAUGACUGAUCAUGGAUACUGCUCUCUCUUGUCAAAGUUAAUGGUCUUAGUUAAUGGAAGUUAAGUGAAUGUAAUUUGUAAUUUCUGGUACAAAUACACUUACCCUAAGGUUGUUUUGACAUUGUUCUAACAUUUUACACAUUAUGUGAUUGACCUUCCUGCAGGAUCUUUGGCUUUCCCAAGCAUUACACUGAUGUCAACAACAUGGGUCGGAGCCAGCGGCAAAAAGUACUGGGCCGAUCAUGGAGUGUACCAGUUAUCAGGCACCUCUUCGCUCCACUCAAGGACUACUUUGCCUGUGAGUAGGGACCUCACGUUCCUGUAUGCUGCACUGUCGUCAACAACAACAGCCACAUGAAAUGGCUGAUUGUUGGAGAGGGGAGGAUAAAAACAGUAUCAUUAUCCUGCCCUGCUUUUCAGUGAAUGGAACUACCCUGUGUUUCUCAGACUGACCUCAGUCAUCUUAGUCUUUUUGUAUCACUGUCUGUAUUGUCUGUUUUAAUUAGUUUUUAGUUCAUGAGCAGCUGUUUCAAUACAGUGUGGUCAUAUUAUCACAAUAUUCCCAGAAUGCACUGACACUUUUUGGUUAUUUCGGUUUGUCUGGAGUAGUUCACGUUUGUCUAUCAUUUAUUUGAUGUUUUGUUGACAUUUGGUCAAUGAUGGUGAGAUCAGACCUCAAACCCUGCCCACUAUCUACCUCAAUACUGAUCUGUGAUUGGUCUGACAUCUGCAGUUUUAUCUCUAUUUAAUGAAUUUUUAUAAAUAGUCAUAAAAUCAUAUUCACUUGUAAUUAUAUGACUGAACCUUCUAAUGUUUUGUUACUUGUUUGGAAAAAAAGAUCCUCCAAAAGAAUUGAAAAUGUGAAAUUCAGAUUCAAACUAAGGUAGAAAAUGUGCCUUGAGUGUUUGUUUGUAUUUUAACUUGGCCAAUAUUCACCAUGGUUACUCUCUCUGUGGUGCUAUAGUAUGUUUCGGUUUUUAAUGAUAGAGGUGGUCACAGGACACGCAUUUUGACUAACAUUGUCUCACUUGCCA
Molecule: messenger RNA, 21557 nt
Organism: Coregonus sp. 'balchen'
Lineage: Eukaryota; Metazoa; Chordata; Actinopteri; Salmoniformes; Salmonidae
Source: the annotation of a GenBank genome assembly